Messenger RNA from Pungitius pungitius (ninespine stickleback), 547 nucleotides. Its product is annotated as ATPase family gene 2 protein homolog A-like. Gene Ontology annotation, cellular component: cytoplasm. Gene Ontology annotation, molecular function: ATP hydrolysis activity. The record is from RefSeq and is a predicted model, not a curated record. NCBI's taxonomy places the organism in Eukaryota, Metazoa, Chordata, Actinopteri, Perciformes, Gasterosteidae. The transcript has 2 exons. Bases 16 to 396 code for a protein of 126 amino acids.
UUGAUUUGAAAUGUGAUGGCUGGCUUCUUCUUUCUGCUCCCCGUCUCACAGGCUCUGAUGCGUCCGGGUCGCCUCGACCGCAUCGUCUACGUGCCUCUGCCCGACGCUCCGACCCGACGCCAGAUAUUUUCCCUCCAGUUCCGCAACACGCCCGUGGCCGAGGACGUGUCCGUGGACGAGCUGGUGACCCGCACGGACAAGUAUUCCGGCGCGGAGAUAACGGCAGUAUGCAGAGAGGCCGCCCUCCUCGCCCUGCAGCAGGACAUCACAGCGCAGCGCGUGGAGGCCGAACACUUUGAGAGCGCCCUGAUGGCGGUGAAGCCCCGCAUCCCCGACUCGCUCAUCCAGUCGUACGUCAGCUACCAGCAGCGCCGCAGCGGCCUCAGCGCCUUCUGACUCCAGAAGAAAGGAUUCUGUUUUCCCAAAAGUGUGUGUUUUUGUACCUGGUAGACCUCCUUUAUUAGCUCAAAUAUUGUUCCCCAGUUUCUCUUUUUUAAGAAAUGUGUGAGAUAUUGAUGAUGUAUUAAACGCAUUAUGUAUAUUUUCA